Molecule: messenger RNA, 3624 nt
Organism: Parnassius mnemosyne (clouded apollo)
Lineage: Eukaryota; Metazoa; Arthropoda; Insecta; Lepidoptera; Papilionidae
Source: the annotation of a GenBank genome assembly
AUGAGUGUGUUUAAAUCAGCAAUGGGGUACUUCAGUUCUGGAGGUGCCAACGGAGGCAGUGAUAAUGAUUUUGUUGGUCAAUUUGUUGAAAUCGGUAAUAUGAAACUAAGAGUAAAGAAGGUUAUAGCUGAAGGUGGUUUCGCUUUUGUAUUUGUUGCACAAGAUGUUUCUACAGGAACUGAAUAUGCUUUAAAAAGGCUAAUGGCAGCUGACGAUCAAGCAAACAAAAAUAUCAUACAAGAGAUUAGUAUAUUAAAAAAAUUAUCCGGACACCCUAAUGUAAUCAAAUAUAUUGCUGCUUCCUUUAUUGAUAAGUCGAAAACCUCUCACGGUAUGGGAGAGUAUUUGUUACUAACUGAUCUUUGUAGUGGAGGUAGCUUAAUGGAGGCUCUGCAAAAUAGAGGACAAGCUUUUCCUCUUCCAACUAUUUUAAGGGUAUUUUAUCAGACAUGCAGGGCUGUGCAACAUAUGCACAAUCAAGUGCCACCAAUUGCACAUCGUGAUCUCAAAUUAGAAAACUUUUUAAUAUCUAAUGAAGGUACAAUUAAAUUAUGUGAUUUUGGAUCAGCCACAACUGAUGUUUACUCUCCUAACCCUUCUUGGAGUGCAAAUCAAAGAAAUAUGCUAGAAGAAAAUUUGGCUCAAUUCACCACCCCAAUGUACAGAGCUCCAGAGAUGCUGGACACUUGGGACAACCACAAAAUAGACCAUUCGGUCGAUAUCUGGGCUCUCGGUUGUAUUUUGUACACUCUAUGCUACAUGCAGCAUCCAUUCGAGGACUCAGCAAAGCUUGCAAUAUUGAAUGGAAAUUAUAAUAUGAACCCGAAUGAUCAGCGAAAUAAAUGUUUUCAAGAGAUCAUAAGUGGUUGCCUAACGGUGAACCCCGAGGAGCGUUUGACGAUAAGCGGCGUGCUGGAGCGGUUGGCGGCGAUAGCUGAGUCCAACAAUGUCAAUCUGAAGCAACCACUCAAAUUUGAGCGUAAAAAAGUUGAACAAUCUGUGGCCACUAGCUCGCCAGUGAGCAAAGAUAUUACGCCAAAUAGUCAAGAAAUGCCUAACUCUAGGCCACCGGAGCCAAGUCGGCCGCCACCGCCAUCAAGACCACCUGCACCCUCAAGGCCACCUGUACCUCAAUACAAUGCACCUUUGCCACAAACACCAGCAAAUUCUGGCGGUUUAUUCUCGUCUAUUCGAGGCGGGGCAGGUAGUUUCUUAAAAAACCUAAAAGAUACCUCAUCUAAAGUAAUGCAAACCGUUCAACAGUCAAUUGCAAGAACAGAUCUGGACAUAAGUUACAUUACUAGUCGUAUAAUUGUGAUGCCGUAUCCGUCGGAAGGAUUAGAAAGCGCGUACAAAACGAAUCACAUUGAUGACGUGCGGGCGUUCCUCGAAAGCCGGCAUCCCGGCGGAAAAUACUGCGUGUACAACGCGUGUCGCACCAAACUGAACUUUGCCCGUCACGUGCUCGUCGCGGACGCGUGCCGCUCGCUGUGGCCCUCGCCCGCACACAAAGCGCCUCUGCUGUCGCCCUUCUACGCUUUACUGCAGCACAUGUACCAGUACCUCGGCAAGGACGACCGCUCUGCUAUCGUUAUCACGUGUCAGGACGGCAAGUCUAUGUCGUGCAUGUUGGUGUGUGGACUGCUGUUGUAUGCGAAGCUCGUGACCGUCCCGGAGGACGCGCUGCAGAUAUUCGCAGUGAAGCGCUCGCCCGUCAACGUGGCGCCCGCGCACCUGCGCUACCUCUACUAUCUUAGUAACAUUGUGCGACCAGAGCCAAUUCUUCCUCACUUCAGACCAGUGUCUCUAGUCUCACUUACAAUCCAGCCGGUGCCACUGUUUACUAAAGCAAGGGAUGGCUGCCGACCAUUCAUCGAAAUAUAUAACGAAGAUCGAUUGAUUUUGUCAACAGUUCAAGAGUACGAUAGGAUGCAUUUAUACAUGAUGGCUGAAGGCAAGGUUACCCUGCCGCUGGACAGCACGGUGACGGGCGACGUGUUGAUCUGCGCGUACCACGCGCGCCAGCAGCUCGGCCGCGUGCACUCUGUGCCGAUGUUGUCUGUGCACUUCCACACCGGCUUCCUCGCGUACGACCAGCACGCCAUUAAGUUUACAAGAUCUGAGAUAGACGGUAUAGAUGAAUUGACACCCGUCAAUGACCACUUCUCGUCCAACGUAUCGGUGGUGAUCAGCCUCGUGGUACAGAACGGCGAACGUAGAAAGCCUCGCUGCGACCUGUGGGAAGAGGACCACUCCUUUCCCAUACGAACGCCAGAUGUACUCUUCUCCACUACUUUGGAGAGAGACGAAACAAUCGAUAACUUUGCCAAUCUCCGAAGAGGCACGACUGCGAUUCCACCCGCAAUAACAGCAGAGCAUACACCUAAAGAGACGGAAAAAAGGACCCCGGAGAGACCGGCGAGACCGACGAGACCGGCGCCCCCCUCUCCGGCAGCCCACACCACGGCCGACUUUCUCAAUAUCUCCAACAACGAGCAAAGCGCACCGAAAACUGACAAGAAACUGAAAAGCGACGACUCUUUCGACUUCUUUGGCAUGAUGGAGAAGCAGAGCGACGACGCUUUCGGCGACUUCCUAAGUGGAAAAUCUACGGAGAAUACUGAGAAGUUUUCAUCUAACUCAAUCUUCGGUGACCUGCCCGUGCCGCCUACGGAACCUCCCAUAAAUCAAGCCAAUGUGAACUCUAGUGACCCGCUCAACUUUGACCCCUUUGGCCUCAAUGAUCUUAUACAUAAACCAGAACCCUUGCUUACUCCCCAGUUAGUGAAGGACGAAGGGCGGUCCCAAAGCGUACCACUUGAUCAGGCGCAGCCGUCCAGGAAAGAUCCAUUUGCUGAUUUAGGUUUACUGGGUACCAAUUUGUCGGCGGGUUCAGCUCAGUCAACCGGGUCUAUUGGAUCCGCGGGAUCUACGCCACUGUCUGCAUCUACGGCACCUCUCGGAUCUAUGGCACCCCCCGGUUCAACGAUACCCACUGGGUCUGCGGUACCCCCGGGGUCAACGUUAGCCGGUGGGCCUGGGAUACUACCAGGAGGCACUCCGAUGAUGACGCCACGCGCGUCUCCGGCACACACUCCAGCACACCAGCCGCAUACUCCCGCACGUUCGCCGGCACAUCAACCUGACUACAGUCGGACGCAUUUCGAAACGGCCAAGACGCCCGCUGACGACAAAUCCAAGAAAUCCACUGAUAUAUUUGGCGAGUUGCUUGGCAGUCAAGGUUACGACUUCGCCACCAAGAAAGAAACAGGACCGAAAACCAUAAACGCAUUGAGAAAAGUGGAAAUGGUCAAAGAAAUGGACCCUGAGAAACUUAGGAUACAUGAAUGGACGGAAGGCAAGAAGGCGAACAUCCGUGCACUUUUGUGUUCACUACACACGGUGGUGUGGGAGGACUGUCGUUGGACACGUUGUGACAUGUCGCAACUUGUGUCGCCCGCUGAUGUCAAGAAGAACUAUAGGAAAGCCUGCCUGGCUGUACAUCCUGACAAGCAAAUGGGCACACCCAACGAGAAUAUAGCAAAGAUGAUCUUCAUGGAACUAAACAAUGCAUGGAGCGAUUUUGAAAAUGAUGCCAAACAGCAGAACCUCUUCCAGUCUUAA